Molecule: messenger RNA, 1398 nt
Organism: Cicer arietinum (chickpea)
Lineage: Eukaryota; Viridiplantae; Streptophyta; Magnoliopsida; Fabales; Fabaceae
Product: F-box/LRR-repeat protein 25-like
Molecular function (GO): protein binding
Source: RefSeq, a predicted model, not a curated record
GUCAAAAAACAUAAAAAUAGGAGCGGAGCUUGUGAUCUAGAUUGGCCGUUCCGUAACUUCCGUUCCACACAGAAACAGUUACACAUUCAACGCAUCUAUUUACUCACAACUCAAUAGCGAGGUACACUUCUCUCUUUUCUUCUAAUAAUUGUUUCAAUUCAAUUUUUCCCAUAACAUAACUCAUCAUUCAUUCUGCCUUACAUUUGAGUUUCCCAUCCCAAAUAAACACACAACCACUCUGUCUAGUUUCAACGUAAAUAAAUAAUGAAGAGAGGACUACCGCUUUUACAUAACAAUCAUGCUGAAAACAACAUAGACCUGCUUAGUGAUUUACCCGAUUGCGUUUUACUUCACAUAUUAUCCUUUUUGACCACCAAAGACGCACUUCAAACUUGCAUACUCUCCAAAAGAUGGAACCAUCUCUGGAAACAUCUUCCCACCCUAACAAUACACUCCUCACACUUUAAGUAUGUAAAGGUUUUCAACAAAUUUGUCUCUCGAAUUUUGUCUCUUCGCGAUAACUCCACCGCACUCCACGCACUCGAUUUUCAUCACUAUGGAAUCGUAGAGAUUCGUCUACUCAAAAGAAUUAUAAAAUAUGCAGUUUCACACAAUGUCCAACGAUUACGUGUCACUUUGAUGUUCAAAUCCAAUAUUAAACCCUUUCUACCGUCUUUUUUUUCAUGUCAAACUUUAACGUCCGUUAACGUUUCUCUUGAUCCUCUUCCGAAUCAUAUGAGACCAUUAUUUCCUAAUUAUUUGUAUUUGCCCGUAUUAACCACCUUGUCUCUACGGUCCUUUGCCUUUUGUGUUGGCGAUGAUGGUCGCGUUGAGCCCUUUUCAGCGCUAAAAAGGUUGGAUAGUUUGAGCAUUAAGUGGUGUGAAGUUUUGGAUGCACAAAAUCUUUGCAUAUCAAGUAUGGCACUUGUCAAUUUGACUAUAGUAAUGUAUGGUUAUGAUCCUGAUACCUUUUUUGGAAUCGAACUAUUUGCACCAAGUCUUUUUAAAUUUGAUUUUAGAGGUAUUCCUUUUCAAAGACUCUGUCUACGCAACAACGGUCUCUCUUCUAUCAAACAUGCAAAUAUUGAUGUAGUAAGUGUGUUGAAGUCUAUGGUAACAAAAAAUAAAGAAUGUUUGUUGAAUUCUGUGAAGACUUCAUGUGUUCUACACAAUUGGCUGAUUGAGCUUGCUAAUGUUGAAUCAUUGACAGUUUCUUUAACUACUCUUGAGGUUCUCUCCUUAAAUCCUGAUUUAUUGAAGGUUGAAUUUUCUUCUUUAUAUAACUUGAAGUCACUAAAAGUAAAAGCAGACCCGUCGUUUAUAACUGAUGGAGUAGUCAACUUUUUGAUUCAAAAUUCACCAGCAGCAGAAAUUGACAUCAUACUAGACAGUGAUUAA